This is a messenger RNA of Spea bombifrons (plains spadefoot toad), 3255 nucleotides long. It is a transcript of the gene SLC34A2, whose product is annotated as solute carrier family 34 member 2. The record is from RefSeq and is a predicted model, not a curated record. Gene Ontology annotation, biological process: sodium-dependent phosphate transport; intracellular phosphate ion homeostasis. NCBI's taxonomy places the organism in Eukaryota, Metazoa, Chordata, Amphibia, Anura, Pelobatidae. The transcript is spliced from 14 exons. Bases 55 to 2010 code for a protein of 651 amino acids. Gene Ontology annotation, cellular component: brush border; vesicle; apical plasma membrane. Gene Ontology annotation, molecular function: sodium:phosphate symporter activity.
GUCCCUUUCCGUCUCCUUCUCUUGCAAGCAGCACAGCUAGACAUUACACCAGUCAUGGAUAACAAGGCCAUGGCACCCUUUCCAGAACUGGAGAACCAUGUGGACAGCACCGAUCUUGCAGAACUGCCAAGGCAGACGGAUGUAUGUCCCGACAGCAAUGGCAAUCCACCUGGGUCAUCCAGCGCUGAAACGUUACCACCAUCAUAUUCUACUCUCUCCUUAUACAAAGACAAAGCUGAAGAAGAAGCUUUCGAUCCAUGGGAAAUGCCUGAACUCAAAAACACUGGACCCAAGUGGUCAGAAAUGAACACAAAGCAAAGAGUUUUGUCUGUGUUCCUGGCGAUCGCAAAGCUCAUUCUCUUGGUGGGGUUUCUGUACUUUUUUGUCUGCUCCUUGGAUGUCCUGAGCUCUGCCUUUCAGCUAGUAGGAGGAAAAGCUGCUGGAGAUAUUUUCAAGAACCACUCUGUGUUGUCCAACCCAGUGGCUGGACUGGUUAUUGGUGUAUUAGUGACUGUUCUGGUCCAGAGCUCCAGCACGUCAACAUCGAUUGUGGUCAGCAUGGUCUCUUCCAGCAUUCUCACAGUAAGAACAGCCAUUCCUAUCAUUAUGGGAGCCAACAUUGGAACAUCUGUCACAAACACAAUUGUGGCUUUAAUGCAGUCUGGUGACCGGAAUGAAUUUAGAAGAGCUUUUGCUGGAGCAACGGUCCACGAUUUCUUCAACUGGCUUUCGGUGCUUGUUUUUCUGCCGAUUGAAGUAGCAUCUGGCUAUUUGUAUCACCUCACUAGUGCCAUCGUUACUUCGUUCAACAUCGAGACAGGAGAAGAUGCGCCAGACAUGCUGAAGGUUAUCACAGAGCCACUUACUAAAGGAAUCAUCCAGCUUGAUAAACAGGUCAUAGAGGAUAUCGCAACUGGAAAUCCAGAUGCACAAAACAAGAGUCUGAUCAAAAAAGUCUGUGGCUACAAGAAUGAAAGUUGGUCAAACGAUGUCAAUUGCACGUCUAACAGCUGCUUGACUCCAGUUAGUUGUUCACAUUUAUUUGCAAACACCAGCCUUCCGGAUCUGGCUGUGGGUCUUAUUCUCUUGGCCUUGUCUCUGUUUGUUCUCUGUCUGUGUCUGAUACUGAUUGUCAAGCUUCUCAAUUCAAUGCUGAAAGGACAGGUCGCCGUCGUCAUCAAGAAGGUCCUCAACACAGAUUUCCCCUACCCUUUCUCCUGGUUAACGGGAUACCUGGCGAUGUUGGUUGGCGCUGGAAUGACAUUUAUCGUGCAGAGCAGUUCUGUAUUUACAUCAGCAAUCACCCCGCUCAUAGGAAUUGGAGUUAUUAGCAUAGAGCGAGCCUAUCCACUGACGCUUGGUUCCAACAUUGGAACGACGACCACAGCCAUUCUUGCUGCUUUGGCAAGUUCAGGAGCUACUUUACAAAAUUCAGUGCAGAUUGCUUUAUGCCAUUUUUUCUUCAAUAUUUCUGGUAUCCUCGUUUGGUAUCCCAUUCCUUUCAUGCGUUUGCCAAUUCGACUCGCCAAAGGACUUGGUAACAAGACUGCCAAAUACAGAUGGUUUGCAGUCAUCUACCUGAUCUUGUGCUUCUUCUUGCUGCCGCUGACCGUCUUUGCCUUGUCAAUCGCAGGCUGGCAGGUCCUCGUGGGCGUUGCAGUUCCCAUUGUGUUUGUCAUUAUCGUUGUAAUUGUGAUCAGCAUAAUGCAACGGAAAUGCCCAAGAAUUCUUCCUGACUUUCUAAAAACAUGGGACUUCCUUCCCAAGUGGAUGCACUCGCUGAAGCCAUGGGACAGCUGGAUGAAUCUUUUCACGCUAUUCUGUGGGCGCUACUGCUGCUGUUGUUGUAAAAAAUGUAAAUGCUGUAAGUGUUGUCACAACAAGGAGGAUGAAGAAAAUGCCAUCGCAGAUAAACCCCAGGCCCUGGAAUGCCAUGAAAAUGUUGUUGAUCUUAGUGAUGAAGUCUCAAUUCCGGGUCAGGAGAAGACUCAGAACUUAACAGCCUUCUGAAUGGACUUAGUAUUACUUCACUAACUGUCUUACAAACGUUGUUCCUGCAUGAGAGCUGACAUUAUUUAUUGAACUUUCUAUAUCGGCAUUGACUUCUGUCUACGAGAAACAUAACAUCUCUACAAAUUUAAGCAUUUAACCAAGCAAUAUUGAGAAUAUUAUUGUUAUGUUUCUUUUUACAGAGUUUGAUCUCUAGAUUCCAAGUUAAAGAGCAGAUGAUAGGAUUGAGAAAUGUUAAUGCAAUGUUAAAGAAUGGACAUUUGAUAAUCCACUGAAAAUCCCAUAUUCUUCUAUGAAUCCUAUAUAUCAUGCCAUUUCUUAUACAGAAACAGAUCAGUGCAGGGUUAUGUCUGUUGUGAAUGCCUGUUUGUGUGGACGCAUUGGGUACGGAGAUAUCUUAAAUAAGUUAAAAUAAGUAUUCAAAUCAAGAACAUCAAAAUGUUCAUAUUCAAUAUCAAACAGCUAGAAAUGCUGCACUUCUUGAGGGUAAAUGAGAAGCAAAAGUAAGAGAUGCAAUGGUAGUCAUGCAGCACAGUAAACAAGGUUCAAUCAACUUUAGUGCAUAGGUGUAACAGAAUAACGUAUAGAUUUAAAGCUCUCCAAUGUCUGCCUCUUGUCUGAGGGAAUAAAGAUUGAUGCCUGUGGUUGGGCCAACACUGUAAGUGGUAUUACACCAUAUAAUAGGCAAACCCAGCAAAAGCGGAACAAUCAGAAAAGUUCCACUGGUUUCUAUGGUCAAGGGUAGGUAGGUAAAAUGUCUAUAUUAGAGGUAUGGAAAUCAUUGGUACCUUGGGGCAUUAAAUGUCCAUCGCAAAAUUUGUCUGUAGCCAAGUCCAACGAUCUGCCUACAAUUUAACUUUAACCCCAUGAGUACCAAAAUUGCAGCAAGCCAUAACUGAGAUCUCUAUUUAUAAUUGUUUUAAAGCCUAAACAAAUAAAAAAGUAAAUUAUCUGUAACAUCAGCCCAUGAUGUAAUACAGACCAUUUAACGCAACUGUAUUAUGUACUAUGUACAUUUAAUAUCGAUAUGUAUAUAAUAAAAGCAAUUAAGUAUUUGCAAUUAAGUUAAUGGCUAUUUUUAUUCACUUUGAAUGUAUGAAAUAUUUUUAACUACAUGCAUUUCUUAACGUAAUCAUUUUUUUUACCUGUUAUUUCUACCUAUACUAAACAUUACCAAAGUAUAAUACAAAUCUGUAUCUGUCUUAAUGUAGACAUUGAUUGUAAAAUAAAACUGUAUCAAAGUUC